AUGCGAGCUCCACGAAGAGUUUUCACAGGAGUGGGAGUGUUAGUGUUGGUUUUGUUUGUAGAAGCAACACCAUUAUUCAAGGAGAAGAUAUACAGUCCAUCCUAUGCUGAGGUGUUUGCAUCUAGGUCCUCUGCUGAUGUUACACUAUUCUCGGGGGCACAGAGAGAACUGAAGCACACCUUUAACCUCAGUUUCGAUGGGAAGGUCGGCAAUCUAAAGCAUUGUGCAGGAAAUGACGAUGAUGUCUGCGUUCGUUGGUCAAAGUCGGCUCAGUUACUUGUUACUAAGGGCCCUAAAAAUGAAAUGUGGACGGUGACCAUUGAAGCCACACAACCACUACAUGUCUGCUUCCCACUUGAAGGCCACCAACUCUACGGAGGAAUGGUUUUAGAGGAAUAUCCAAUCCAGCGAGUCAAUCUCACACAGGUUUCAUUUUAUACCGGAGAUAUAACCAGAAUAGGCCGACUCCAGAAUGUUAUGGAAAGAUUCUGGUAUAGCUCAGGUGGUUUGAAUAUUAGGGUGAAUCCAGAUGUACCUCUAUUUCUUAGCCAGGAUGAAACGCAACUGUGCCUCACAGCGAAAAAUGAAUUCCCCUAUCCCAAGGACAUUCCCAUCAAGAUGAGUUAUGUCACUUGCGGUAAUACUGGAAAUAUAAGAGAGGCCUUAAAAUGCUUCUUUCCGAUGUACGACAAGCCUAUACCCCCAACGAAAAUAAUUGCAGACCCCAUUUGGUCUACUUGGGUUGAGUUUGAGAGGCCUAUUGAUCAACAAAAAUUAAUACAAUUUGAAAAAGAUAUAACGAGCCAUGGAUUCAAUGCUAGCGUUAUAGAAUUAGAUGAUGCUUGGGAAACAUGCCACGGAAAUCAGACAUUUGACCUGAAAAAAUUUCCAGAUCCGAAAGCAAUGGUUGAUGAGAUCCAUUCUAAAGGACAUCUCAUUACCUUGUGGGUUCAUCCUUUCUUAGGACCUGGAUGCCCUUCAAAUUUACUUGAUAUCUACAGCCCUUAUGUGAUGAAAUACCCCAAUGGUUCUGUGGGAAUAACUACUUGGUGGAAUGGAGAAGGAGCUGCUCUCUUUGAUUUCCUCAAUCCUGAGACUACAAAAUGGUAUGUUGAAAGGUUGCACAGGAUUUUGGACAACUAUGGUUUUGAUGGCUUCAAAUUUGAUGCUGGUGAAGCAGCUUAUAUACCAGGAAUGAGUAUAAAAGAGCAAUCAGUUACAUCACAUCGGCCGAACCAAUAUACUUCCAAAUAUAUCAAGAUGGCUUCACAGUUUGGUACUUUAACAGAAGUAAGAGUUGGAGCAGAAGCUUUCCAAUAUAAGCUCAUGCAGAGACUUCAAGACAGAGAUUCCAUUUGGACUUCAGAAAACUUGGGACUGCGUUCAGUUAUUACAUCAGUUCUUCAGCUUUCCAUAUUAGGCUAUGGAGCUAUCCUACCCGACAUGGUUGGAGGAAAUUGUUACAGCGGCCGACCUUCCAAAGAGCUCUUCAUCAGAUGGGUACAAGUCAACACUUUCCUUCCUCUUAUUCAGUUUUCUCUCAGUCCAUGGUCUUUCGAUGAUGAGACGGUACAAAUUACAAGAAAGUUUACUGCUUUACAUAAUGCUUAUUCAGAAAGAAUCUUGAAGGAGUUCAAAGACCCUCACCAUCCAGUUAUUAAUCCCCUUUGGUGGAUUGCUCCUGAAGAUAAAAUAGCUCUUGUCUCUGACUCAGAGUUCCUGUUGGGAGAGGAUUUGUUGGUAGCUCCUGUACUUGAACAAGGUGCAACAUCCAGGGAUAUUUAUCUACCUCGUGGCGAAUGGAGGGACGAAAACACUGGUAAAGUAUAUACUGGUCCUACUACACUUAAAAAGUACCCUGCACCUUUGGAGGUCUUACCAUACUUUGAAAGGAUCAAAUCUUAGUGAAUUUUACAAAAAGAUUUAAAAGAAGUAUUGAUUGAUGAAGAGAAUAAAACUAUUUUAUUGCAUUGAAUUAAAUUGAUCAUUUAUGUGAAGUAAAGAAUCUAAUUUAAAAAUAAAAGUUUUAAAAAAUAAGUGAAAAUAUACCAUAAGUGUUUUCUUUGCCUUUAAUUUAAGUUUUGUGAUUUGAAGAUUAGAUUGUAACACCAACAAAUAAAAGUAGCUGUUGUAAAUAAAUGAUAUGUGAUCGAUAUUACCGGUGAUGUUAUGUUCAAAAGUUAUUAUGGUAAUUAUUAUAUUACUAACCUUAGAUCAAAAUAUCAUAUUCAUGUUAUUAAGUAAAUCAAUGACCAAUUGAUGGAUACCAUUGAUACUUCAUCAAGACAAAGAAAGAACAAAGUUAUGAAAGUAAGAGACAUUGAUUUGUGACUAACUCAAAACAUUUACAUUUUAUGAUAAAUGAUUUAUGAUAAUUUGAAAGAUAAUAAUAUUCCAAAAAAUAAAAAAAAAUUGAUAUUUCAUCUCCAAAACUGGAAACUACCAUAUAAAAAAUGGUGGGCAUGGGAGAAAAGAGUUGAGACCUCAGAAAGCAUCAAAUAUUCCAAUGAGCAACCUAAUUUUGUUAGUUAUUCUGCUUUUUUAGAAAAAAUAAAUAAAUUGUUAUCUUUAUUCAAAGCCACUGGCAUUCACCAUGUUAUAUUCAUGUCUCUGGAUAGUAGAAAAGUUGUUAGUAAUUUGAUAUAGAUGAGUGAGAAAUUGGCUGGCUAGGGUCAGUAACUACAAAUCAUAAAGACGACGGAAGAAAACAAAAUUUAUACUUUUUUUUAAAUAACAUUGGCUAGUUUCAUUUAUGGUAAUACCAGAACUAAGUUGUUCAAACUAAAAUAAUCACUAACAUACAAAGAGAAAUUUGUUUUUAAUACAAUCAAUCUUUAAAUGUGGAUUUAUUAUCUAUGCACUUAUAUUUAGGGAAUUCAAGAUUGUAGAUAUUGUAUUUUAAUUUAUUUUAAAAUACACAUGUUAAAUCAA
Molecule: messenger RNA, 2931 nt
Organism: Nezara viridula (southern green stink bug)
Lineage: Eukaryota; Metazoa; Arthropoda; Insecta; Hemiptera; Pentatomidae
Source: the annotation of a GenBank genome assembly